Molecule: messenger RNA, 1119 nt
Organism: Laetiporus sulphureus 93-53
Lineage: Eukaryota; Fungi; Basidiomycota; Agaricomycetes; Polyporales; Laetiporaceae
Exons: 20
Coding region: 42-956 (304 amino acids)
Source: RefSeq, a predicted model, not a curated record
AUUUAUCUCAAGGUGUGUGCAGGCUGUCUGGUGUCGUGGCCAUGCAGACUGUCCUUUAUUUCAGGCUGUUUGAGAAGGACCAUCUCGUUCUCAAGCUAUGGGUCGGAAGCAUCUGCAUCCUGGACAUCGUACAUACGUGCUUAGUGUGGGCUGCCGACUGGCAAUACUGCGUCGAUGGUUUCGGGAGCGAGGACAUCACUGACCACGUCUUUUGGAGUGCUGGGCUAACAAUAGCGUUCACUGCGAUCACCACGAUCCUCGUCCACCUGUUCUUCUCGUACCGCUUGUUUAGACUCAGCAAGGGCAACUAUAUCAUUACGGCGCCGAUGGUUAUCUUGGCGACCUUUCGGCUGGCAUCUGCAGUUGCCACAUCGGCAGAGUUAAUCCGCCUCGGGAGUUUCUCCGAGUUCUACAUGCACUACCGAUGGCUGUUUACCCUCGGCCUCGUGCUCUCGACUGCCCUAGACAUCAUGAUCACGACGAGCCUCUGCGCACUGCUCCGGCGGAGCAGGCGGGGCGGGAGCGGAAGGUUAGACCAGAUCUUGAACUCGAUGACGCUGUAUACGAUAGAGAAUGGGCUUGUGACUUCGGUGACGACGACGCUGUCGCUUAUCUUUUGGCUCGUCAAACCGCAUGCGCUCAUCUACCUCGGGCUGCAUUUUACGAUUAGCAAGCUAUAUGCAAAUUCGUUCCUCGCAUCGAUGAAUGCACGUAAGCUCUUGCGAGCACAAAACCCGUCGUCAGGGUCCUCCGGACAUCGGCUGCCCACGAUCCUCUCCAACGUUCGGUUUUCACACAGACCGCCGCCGGAGACGGUCGACCUCACCGGUACCAAGGUGCAGAUCACGGUGGACCGGACGGUGGAUUACGCGUCGGACGACCCGAUCCCGCUCGCGCAGACGCACCGCGUACACGAGGAAGACGACGUCAAGGCGGGCCCGGUGAAAAUUGUCUGAGGGCGCUCCAGCUCCGGAUCCAAAUGCCAACCUCGAAGCCGACGCGAGCUCCUUGCUGGGCGUAUACAUUCGUUCAGAAUAUGCGACUGAAAUAUGUAGAUAAGUAUGUCAAUAUGGUACCGAUCUAGCUCCGCAUACAAGGAUAUACUGUAUGCCGAUUGAU